AUGAAUUUGCAGGGAACAUUCACAAAGGAAGAAAUGGAUAAGCUCACAAAGGCAAUAGAUGAUCAUAUAUCCGAACAUUAUGAUUGCGACAGAAACAAGGCCAUAAGGAAUCUGCUCAGCAAGAAAGGAAAGGGGCCCAGUGCCAUAAUACUGAUUGGUAAGAAAGUUUUACCGGAUAGACACCCAAAGUCUAUUUAUAAUUUCGUGAGACGCCGUUUGAUAAAGUACAACUCCGGAAGAUGGACCGAUGCUGAGGUGCUGCUCUUGCUCAAGACCUAUUUCGACAAUGAACAUGGUGCCAACUCAUGGAAGUACUUGGCAAGAAAGCUGGAUAGAUCCCCGGAGCAGAUUCACGAUAAAUGGCGUGAAGUCCAACCGUUUGUCAAUAACUACAGAUCACUGGUUCUGGAUCCUAACUUGUCGGACGAAGACAAAAUAUCAGGAAUGAAGGAUAUCUCCGGAAUGCUUACGCAGAGUUCCUCGCAUAUUGACAAGAACGUCAUUAAAGACUACAUUGACGAAGAUACUCAACGUGAUUUAUACAACUGCGUGAAGGAAUUGAUGGACAGCGGCGGUGUAAAAUAUAAAACCGUUGAGAACAUACCGUGGAGCAAAAUACAGGAACGGUUCCCAAAAUACUCAACGAGUAAACUCCGAUUGCACUUUAAUCUAACACUGCUGCCAAAAGUAUACAAAACAGUGUAUACGGGUUUUGACCACUCCAUGGUUGCCAGAGUCGCUAUAGGCUGGGUUAAAAAAUUGGUAAAGUCAAAAACCAUACACUCUUUCCGGGAUGUUGAUUUUAAGCAAAAGUUUCCUCAAAUUCCGCCAAUAUAUAUAAUGUACUGUGUAAAGAGAGCCCUCAAUAUGGUCAUUAACAAAUUCAUAAAACGCAAGAAUAAAAGUUUUGAUUAUCCUUUGGAUACUAGUGGCGAUGUAACACAAUCGUCAGAUAUGCUGAAUGGGAGUUCGAUGCUAGAUGGUUUGUAUUCACCCCUAAGGAGAUUUUCUAGCCUUAGUUUGGACAAUCCUGGGGAGGUUGACUUGAAAAAGAUCAUUAAGCUGGGAUACAAGAAAUUAAAAGUGAAAAAGUGGAAGAGCAAAGAUAAAAAGAUCUUAAAAUUGAUCAAGAAGGAUCUAAUGCCAACGUGUAAAUUAUAG
Theileria equi strain WA is the source of this 1161-nucleotide messenger RNA. RefSeq lists its product as hypothetical. The transcript has a single exon. Bases 1 to 1161 code for a protein of 386 amino acids. The record is from RefSeq and is a predicted model, not a curated record. NCBI's taxonomy places the organism in Eukaryota, Apicomplexa, Aconoidasida, Piroplasmida, Theileriidae.